CGGAGGUGAGCCGGCCGCCCUGCCGCGCAGCCCCGCACCCGGGCGGGGCGCCUCAGCGUCUUCCUGCGGAGAGCGAGGGAGAGAGCGAGAGAGCGAGGCCCCGGGAUCCGGCGCGGCUGCCAGCAUGUGGGGCGCCCCGGAUGAGAGCUCCGUGAGGGUGGCUGUCAGAAUAAGACCACAGCUUGCCAAAGAAAGAAUUGAAGGAUGCCAUAUUUGUACAUCAGUCACUCCAGGAGAACCUCAAGUCUUCCUAGGGAAGGACAAAGCUUUUACCUUUGAUUAUGUGUUUGACAUUGAUUCCCAACAAGAACAUAUCUACAAUCAGUGUAUUGAGAAACUAAUUGAAGGGUGUUUUGAGGGAUACAAUGCCACGGUGUUUGCUUAUGGACAAACUGGGGCUGGCAAAACAUACACCAUGGGAACAGGAUUUGAUGUUAACAUCAUUGAGGAAGAGCAGGGUAUUAUCUCCCGUGCUGUCAAACAUCUUUUCAAGAGCAUUGAAGAAAAAAAAAACACAGCAAUUAAAAAUGGACUUCCUCCUCCAGAUUUUAAAGUGAAUGCCCAGUUCUUAGAGCUUUAUAAUGAAGAGGUCCUUGACUUAUUUGAUACUGCUCGUGACAUUGAUGCAAAAAAUAAAAAAUCUAAUAUAAGAAUUCAUGAAGACUCGACUGGAGGAAUUUACACUGUGGGAGUGACAACGCGUACUGUGAAUACAGAAUCAGAGAUGAUGCAGUGUUUGAAGCUGGGUGCUCUAUCCCGUACCACUGCCAGCACCCAGAUGAAUGUUCAGAGCUCCCGUUCACAUGCCAUUUUUACCAUUCAUGUGUGUCAGACCAGAGUGUGCCCCCAAGCAGAGGCUGAAAAUGCAACUGAUAAUAAGAUGGUUUCCGAAUCGUCACAGAUGAAUGAGUUUGAAACCCUGACUGCAAAGUUCCAUUUUGUUGAUCUGGCAGGAUCCGAAAGAUUGAAGCGAACUGGAGCUACAGGCGAGAGGGCAAAAGAAGGCAUUUCUAUCAACUGUGGCCUGUUGGCACUUGGCAAUGUCAUAAGUGCAUUAGGUGACAAGAGUAAGAGGGCUACCCAUGUCCCCUAUAGAGAUUCCAAGCUGACAAGACUCCUGCAGGAUUCCCUUGGGGGUAACAGCCAAACGAUCAUGAUAGCAUGUGUCAGCCCUUCAGACAGAGAUUUUAUGGAAACAUUAAACACUCUGAAAUAUGCUAAUCGAGCUAGAAAUAUCAAGAACAAAGUCAUGGUGAAUCAAGACAGAGCUAGUCAACAAAUCAAUGCACUUCGCAGUGAGAUCACACGACUUCAAAUGGAGCUCAUGGAGUACAAAACAGGGAAAAGAAUAAUUGAUGAGGAAGGCGUGGAAAGCAUCAAUGACAUGUUUCAUGAGAAUGCUAUGCUACAGACUGAAAAUAAUAACCUGCGUGUGAGAAUCAAAGCCAUGCAAGAGACGGUUGAUGCAUUGAGGACCCGAGUGACACAGCUUGUUAGUGAACAGGCAAACCAGGUUCUUGCCAGAGCAGGUGAAGGGAAUGAAGAGAUUAGUAAUAUGAUUCAUAGUUACAUCAAAGAAAUUGAAGAUCUCAGGGCAAAGUUGCUAGAAAGUGAAGCUGUGAAUGAGAACCUUCGAAAGAAUUUGACAAGAGCCACUUCAAGAUCACCCUAUUUCAGUGGCUCCACGCCUUUCUCUCCAACUAUUCUGUCUUCAGACAAAGAAACUAUUGAGAUUAUUGACUUAGCUAAGAAAGAUUUAGAGAAGCUGAAGAGGAAAGAAAAGAAGAAGAAAAAAAGUGUGUCUGGAAAAGAUGAUAAUGCAGACACUGACCAGGAGAAGAAAGAAGAAAAGGGUAUUUCAGAAAGAGAAAAUGAGUUUGAAGUGGAAGAGAGUCAAGAAGUGAGUGAUCAUGAGGAUGAGGAAGAGGAGGAGGAAGAGGAAGAGGAUGACAUUGAAGGGGGUGAAAGCUCUGAUGAAUCAGAUUCUGAAUCAGAUGAAAAAGCCAACUAUCAAGCUGACUUAGCAAAUAUCACUUGUGAAAUUGCAAUUAAACAAAAGCUAAUUGAUGAACUGGAAAACAGCCAGAAAAGGUUGCAGACACUGAAGAGGCAAUACGAAGAGAAACUAAUGAUGCUGCAACAUAAAAUUCGGGAUACUCAGCUGGAAAGAGAUCAGGUGCUCCAAAAUUUGGGUUCUGUGGAAUCUUACUCAGAAGAGAAGGCAAAGAAAGUCAAGUCUGAAUAUGAAAAGAAACUGCAAGCCAUGAAUAAAGAGUUGCAGAGACUUCAAACAGCUCAAAAAGAACAUGCAAGGUUGCUUAAAAAUCAGUCUCAGUAUGAAAAACAGCUGAAGAAAUUGCAGCAGGAUGUGAUGGAGAUGAAAAAGACAAAGGUUCGUCUCAUGAAACAAAUGAAGGAAGAACAAGAGAAAGCCAGGCUGACAGAGUCUAGAAGAAACAGAGAAAUUGCUCAGUUGAAGAAGGAUCAGCGUAAAAGAGAUCAUCAACUUAGACUUCUGGAAGCCCAAAAGAGAAACCAGGAAGUGGUUCUUCGUCGCAAAACUGAAGAGGUGACAGCUCUUCGUCGGCAAGUAAGGCCCAUGUCUGAUAAAGUUGCUGGAAAGGUUACUCGGAAGCUGAGCUCCUCUGAUGCCCCUGCUCAGGACGUUGGUUCGAGUACAGCUGCCGUUGAUGUGGAUGCAUCAAGGGCAGGUGCCCAGCAGAAAAUGAAAAUUCCCGUGGCAAGGGUGCAGGCCUUACCAACACCCACCACAAAUGGAACCAGAAAAAAAUAUCAGAGGAAAGGAUUGACUGGCCGAGUGUUCACUUCCAAGACAGCCCGGAUGAAGUGGCAGCUGCUGGAACGCAGGGUUACCGACAUUAUCAUGCAGAAAAUGACCAUUUCCAACAUGGAGUCCGAUAUGAACAGACUUCUUAAGCAAAGGGAAGAACUCACCAAAAGACGAGAGAAACUAUCUAAAAGAAGAGAGAAGAUCAUCAAGGAGAAUGGAGAAGGAGAUAAAAAUGUGGUUAACAUCAACGAGGAGGUGGAGUCACUAACUGCUAACAUAGAUUACAUCAAUGACAGCAUUUCUGACUGUCAAGCCAACAUCAUGCAAAUGGAAGAAGCAAAGGAGGAAGGUGAGACAUUAGAUGUGACCGCAGUCAUUAAUGCUUGCACACUUACGGAAGCCAGAUACCUGCUGGAUCACUUCCUGUCAAUGGGCAUCAACAAGGGUCUUCAGGCUGCUCAGAAAGAGGCUCAAAUUAAAGUACUUGAAGGUCGACUCAAACAAACUGAAAUAACCAGUGCCACCCAAAACCAGCUCUUAUUCCACAUGCUAAAAGAAAAAGCAGAAUUAAAUCCUGAGUUAGAUGCUUUACUUGGCCAUGCUUUACAAGAAAAUGUAGAUGACAGUACUGAUGAAGAUGCACCUUUAAACAGCCCAGGAUCCGAGGGAAGCACACUAUCCUCAGACCUUAUGAAGCUUUGUGGUGAGGUGAAACCUAAGAACAAGGCCCGGAGGAGAACGACCACUCAGAUGGAAUUGCUGUAUGCAGAUAGCAGUGAACUAGCUUCAGACACUAGUACAGGAGAUGCCUCCUUGCCUGGCCCUCUGACUCCUGUCGCAGAAGGGCAAGAGAUUGGAAUGCAUACAGAGACAAGUGGUACUUCUGCUAGGGAAAAAGAGCUUCCUCUCCCAUCUGGCUUGCCUUCUAAGAUAGGCAGCAUUUCCAGACAGUCAUCUAUAUCAGAAAAAAAAUUACCAGAGCCUUCACCAGUAACAAGGAGAAAGGUAUAUGAGAAAACAGAAAAGCCAAAGGCCAAGGAGCAAAAGCACUCAGAUUCUGGAACUUCAGAGGCUAGCCUCUCACCUCCUUCUUCCCCACCAAGCCGGCCCCGUAAUGACCUGAAUGUCUUUAAUCGUCUAACUGUUUCACAGGGAAACACAACAGUUCAGCAGGAUAAGUCUGAUGAGAGUGACUCCUCUCUGUCGGAGGUACACAGGGGCAUAAUCAACCCAUUUCCUGCUUCCAAAGGAAUUCGGGCCUCUCCACUUCAGUGUGUGCACAUCGCAGAAGGACACACCAAAGCUGUGCUCUGUGUGGAUUCUACCAAUGACCUUCUCUUCACUGGAUCAAAAGAUCGUACUUGUAAAGUAUGGAAUCUAGUGACAGGGCAGGAGAUCAUGUCGCUGGGCAGCCAUCCCAACAACGUAGUGUCUGUGAAAUACUGUAAUUACACCAGCUUGGUCUUUACCGUGUCAACAUCUUAUAUUAAGGUGUGGGAUAUCAGAGAUUCAGCGAAGUGUGUUCGAACACUAACAUCUUCAGGUCAGGUUACUCUUGGAGAUGCUUGUUCUGCAAGUACCAGCCGGACAGUGGCCAUUCCUUCUGGAGAAAACCAAAUCAAUCAAAUUGCACUGAACCCAACCGGCACCUUCCUCUAUGCAGCUUCUGGAAAUGCUGUCAGAAUGUGGGAUCUGAAAAGGUUUCAGUCUACCGGAAAGCUAACAGGCCAUCUCGGGACUGUUAUGUGUCUUACUGUGGACCAGAUUUCCAGUGGUCAGGAUCUCAUCAUCACCGGCUCCAAGGACCAUUACAUCAAAAUGUUUGAUGUAACCGAAGGGGCUCUGGGAACUGUGAACCCCACGCACAAUUUUGAGCCCCCUCAUUAUGACGGCAUAGAAGCCCUCACCAUUCAAGGGGACAACUUGUUCAGUGGGUCCAGAGACAAUGGGAUCAAGAAGUGGGACCUUGCUCAAAAAGAUCUGCUUCAGCAAGUUCCAAAUGCACACAAGGAUUGGGUCUGCGCCCUGGGCGUGGUACCAGCCCACCCGGUGCUGCUCAGCGGCUGCAGAGGGGGCAUUGUGAAGCUCUGGAACAUGGAUACAUUCGUGCCAGUGGGGGAGAUGAAGGGUCAUGACAGCCCCAUCAAUGCCAUCUGUGUGAAUUCUACCCAUAUAUUUACGGCCGCGGAUGACCGAACAGUGAGGAUUUGGAAGGCUCGAAAUUUGCAAGAUGGCCAAAUAUCUGAUCCAGGAGAUCUGGGAGAAGAGACUUCUAGUAAUUAAACCUGAAGAUAAGUCAUACACUGAAUGCUGUGAUAAUGCUCUGGGUUCUUUAUUUAAAAUGUCCUGCAAAAGUUUAAGAAUGGGAUGAACUGGAAAAUAUAUCUGAAUCCAAAUGUUGAAGAUAUAUGAUAUUCUAGUGAAAUUGUGUGCUAUCCUGUGUGCUUAAUUUUGUAUCCACUGAUACAUAUGUAUCUUGCUAUCAAUCUAUUGCUUGAUUCGCACUUUUAUUGUGGCUGCAUUUUUGUGCCUAGCUAUAAAAAGGCACCUUUAAAUUAUUGGAAUCAUGAGGUAUCAACUUUGACAAUAGUCAGAAAACACCCCUGGGAUAGAGUACAUCUACCUGUUAACUCCUUCCUGUAGUCUGUUCAUGUGAUUUACAUAUUUAACUGUAUUGGAAGCAUUAGUAAAAUUGUAGUCUGUUUGUCAAGCAUUCCUAUCAGCCUUGGAGGGUUCCCAAAUUUCAAAGCUCUUUUAAUGCAGUGGGAAAAAAAAAGAUAAAGUAAGGAGAAUAUUAUGGAUUUCUCAUAAAGUGGAAUUGACUUUGAUCUACUAACAAAGAAUAUUUAACUGUUUGUUUUAAAUGUUGGCAUUUACUUGUCUUGAUAAAAGUUUGUAAUUGUGAUAUAUAUAUAUAUAUAUAUAUAUCUCACAAUACAUACUGUGCUCAGGACUAAACUACUGUAAAAUUGUUGUUUUUCUUAGCACUGGGCCGAUGUUCUGUAUCAGUAUACAUUUUUGAUGUUCUAACAGAAAGACACUUUGAUCUAUUUUCUUAUGGAGUUGUUUCUAUUAUCACUUUUUAAUUUCUUUUUGUUAAUUUAAUAGUAGUUCUUUUCCCUUUCCUCUAAUUUUUUAUAUGCUGCUAAAUAUAUUUUGAAUAUACUAUGUUUGCAAACCUAGGUAGCUGUGAUGAGAAUUCUCAUCCUGUGUGGUGGGAAAAACUAUGUAUAUAGGUAGAUUGUAAAGAGAGACUAUCUUGCAUUAUGGCUGUAUGAAUUUUUUUAAGUCUGUAGAUUGGAUUUGCGAAAUGAUGUAUAAUUUAUCUGUCUGCCCAGAAUAUUAAUUUGUAAAUCCUGCAAGUUUAAUGUUUAUGUAGAUUGUAUAACAUUUGAAAAUACUGUUUUAUGUGAUUUUUUUCCCUCCCAAAAUACUGGCUUGUAAAUGAAAGCUUAGCUAGUGCUUCAAUAAACAUGUGGCUAUCGAU
This is a messenger RNA of Dipodomys ordii (Ord's kangaroo rat), 6278 nucleotides long. It is a transcript of the gene Kif21a, whose product is annotated as kinesin family member 21A. Bases 125 to 5074 code for a protein of 1649 amino acids. Gene Ontology annotation, molecular function: ATP binding; microtubule motor activity; microtubule binding. Lineage: Eukaryota; Metazoa; Chordata; Mammalia; Rodentia; Heteromyidae. The transcript has 35 exons. The record is from RefSeq and is a predicted model, not a curated record. Gene Ontology annotation, biological process: microtubule-based movement; mitotic spindle organization.